AAGAGAGGGCGCUUAAAAUGAUGCAACAAGAGAGCCCUCUAGGCGGAAACUAUAAAUACAGACAACGCACGCUAGCCCUUCUUUUCUCUUCCGGUUUAUCAUCUUCAGCGCACGUGUGAAUUAUAGAAAAAGUAUUAUAAAGUUCAUUGUUACUGUUACUAGAAAAAGCAGCGUUGCUGGGUAGAAUUCACUGAAGCCUACGCUACAGUCUUUCGAUCUGGAAAAUCUGCCAUCAUGGGUCGUAUGCACGCACCUGGAAAGGGUAUAUCCCAGUCAGCUCUUCCUUAUCGUCGGAGUGUACCAACUUGGUUGAAGUUAACUCCUGAAGAUUGCAAGGAACUCAUUUACAAACUAGCAAAGAAAGGAUGUACCCCAUCCCAAAUUGGUGUUAUACUUCGAGAUUCUCAUGGAGUCGCCCAGGUAAGAUUCCGUACAGGGAACAAGAUAUUACGUAUUGUUAAAAGUAUGGGCCUUGCUCCUGAUCUUCCAGAGGAUUUAUACCACCUCAUUAAGAGGGCUGUUGGAAUCAGGAAACAUUUGGAAAGAAAUCGCAAGGACAAAGACAGCAAGUUUCGAUUAAUUCUCGUUGAAUCGAGAAUACAUCGUCUUGCUAGAUAUUACAAGACAAAGGGAUCGCUUCCACCAAACUGGAAGUACGAAAGUUCUACGGCCAGUGCUUUGGUGGCCUAAUAUCUUUUACUGUACAGAUUUGUAUAAUAUAUUAAUAAAACAACUUUCGUGUCGA
Vespa velutina is the source of this 745-nucleotide messenger RNA. RefSeq names its product 40S ribosomal protein S13. The record is from RefSeq and is a predicted model, not a curated record. Gene Ontology annotation, cellular component: nucleolus; cytosolic small ribosomal subunit; ribosome. The transcript is spliced from 3 exons. Gene Ontology annotation, biological process: translation. Bases 235 to 690 code for a protein of 151 amino acids. NCBI's taxonomy places the organism in Eukaryota, Metazoa, Arthropoda, Insecta, Hymenoptera, Vespidae. Gene Ontology annotation, molecular function: small ribosomal subunit rRNA binding; structural constituent of ribosome.